GGGUCUGUUUUUGUGGAUUUUUGUGGUUUUUAUUCAGUUGAAUUGGUGCAUGAUUGAUGAAUGCCGCUGGAUUGGUGUCGCGAAAUUCGGGACGGUGGAAUUGUGUGGGAAGAAUGCCGUGGUGGCGAUGAAUGCUCUGGAUUCCUAAAUUGCCUGUAGAAUUGAUCCAAAUUUGUCUGCAGAGUUGUUCCAAAAGUAGGAAAUAGCUAUGCAGGGGUUCCGAAGGGGUGAGCUCUUGGAUAGAUUGGAUGUGACGCAGAAUUAUUGUGAGAUCCAAGGUUAAUUUGCGAGAAUUUCUAGGACUAAACCCAAUCAGCACUUGGAUUUCCACUGGGCUGAAAUAGUGGAGAGUUGUACAGUAAAUGUGAGAAAAGAUAUUUUGUCUUUUAGGACACGAUUUCCCUUCUGUUGUGGUCACGGUACAUGGUUUUGUAAGAGCGGUGGAGUAGCAGAGGGACGAACUUGCAUACGUAGCAGGCUUGGGAGGACGACUUUUCGUUGGGAUACCGCGUUUCGUUGUCUCGUCUUCUUCGAAAUUGGCUCUGCUAUCUCUUCCCAUCCCCCUCUUCUCUGGUCCCAUGACUAAGGGCAAGCACAACAUCAAGAAACUAUGGCUUCCGAAACCGAAAGUUGAGGCAGUUGAGAAAGCGCCUGGGCGCGAUGUUCCUUCUGGGUCCUCUCAACCAUCUGCGUCCUUGUCUUCCAGCUUUUCUGGUAAGAAAUCAGGCGAUCCGCACCAGUACGACUCCGUUGUGGGUGAGCUAGCAGAUCUGCACUUGGAACCAGGAUUGCAUUCCCCUACACAGGAAUUCGAGUCAGUGAAAGUCGAAUCGAAUAGUGAUGGAACUGCAAAGACUGUGCCUAAAAAUGACACUAAUCUGGAGAAGCAAGGGAAAGGGUUAGAAGCUGUCAAUCGGAAGAAUGAAGGACAUAUCAACAAAGGCGGAAAGGGGACCGUCGUGAAAUCUAAGAAAGUCAAUAGAACUGUAGCUCAAGCCCAGCUACUAGCAACAUUUUAUCCAAAAUUUGAGAAUGAAAAAUCGGAUCAAGAGGUGAGAAUGCGGAUGCAGGAGGUGGUGAGUGCCGGAAGUGGAGUUUUGGAGGUGACUAUGAAACAUUCUGGAUCGUUAUUCCUUUACUCGGGUGACAACGGAGGAGCUUUUGCUAAAAAUAGCUUUGGAAAUUUGUAUACAGCAGUAGGUGUGUAUGUUUUGGGACGCACUCUCAAAGAAGCAUGGGGAGCGCAGGCAGGUCAGAAGCAGCGAGAGUUCAACGCUUAUCUCAAGGAGCAUCGUAUUUGCAUAGGAAUGGAGCUAGUAACUGCUGUGUUAGGGGAUCAUGGGCAACGCCCUUUGCAAGAUUAUGUUGUGGUUACAGCAGUGACGAAACUGGACGGGCGUCCUCUCUUCCUGUCUACCGCUGACGUUGUUGCUUUUUGUCAUCAAUGGCGAUUACCAACAAAUCAUUAUUGGUUAUUCUCCACCAAAGCUUCUGUCACGUCGUUUUUCACCGCUUAUGAUGCACUCUGCGAGGAAGGACUCACAAGUACUGUUGCAAAAGUAUUGAAUGACAUUGCCGAUAUUUAUUUAUCAGCGACCAAGAGACACGAGGAUAUUCAGGGGGAGAUCCUUGAGGGGCUUGUAGCUCGUGUAGUGACUCCUGAGAGUGCAACCUCCUUAAGUGAAGUUCUUAUUAAGUUUCCACCUCCUCCAUCUCCUGAAGUGUUUAUCCGUGAGAAAGGACUUCGUGAAAUAUGUGCAUCUAAUCGAGAUGCUGUAUCUAAGCAAGUUGAGGCCCUUUUGAAAGCUGUAGGCUCAGACUUCUGCUCAGAUUGGACAGAUUGGCUUGACGAUAAAGUUUCAGGACAUGAAGAUAAGAAGAAUACUCCUUUGAGUCCAAUGCUAGAGACCUUUCUUCAUUCAAAUCCUGCCGAUUACUCUACGAAAAAACUUCAAGAGAUGAUUCAAGUGAUUCGUAAGUCAAAAUUACCUGUCCGAUUUAAAUGCCACACAAUUAAGUCCAGUCAGAGCACAGACGAUCAGGACCAAGUUAUUUCCCAUUUCAAGAUGAUCGUACACGUCUUAUCUGAUUCUGCAUUUCGACGGUACCAGAGAGAAAUGAGAAAGCAUGCUCAUCUAUGGCCUUUAUACAGAGGUUUUUUCGUGGAUGUGUGUGUGCUCACUGGCAGCAACGCUCCUGAAGUGAUGAACAUGAAAAGCCUAGCAGAUGAUAGUGAUCAGGAAACCAGUGGCUUUGGUGAAAGUGAGCAAAGUGACUCCGUCGAUGAAACAGAAAAUUUAAUGUUGAAGAUGAAAUUUCUACCAUAUAAGAUCCGCACUUUCCUUAUUCGGAAUGGCAUUAGUGCUCUUUUUGAUAAAGGCGUAGCUGAUUAUAAAGAGUAUUACACCAGGCAGAUGCAAAUUUGGGGCACGUCGGCAGAAAAGCAGAUGGAGCUUACUAAGCUUCUAAAUGAAUGGGCUAUGUACAUCAAGAAGAAAAUGAAUGGAAAAAAGCUAAGCAGCAAUACAUACUUAACUGAAGCAGAACCAUUUCUUAAGCAAUUCGCUGAGCGAAGUGUCAAGAAUAAGAAACUAGUCGGGGCAGCUGGAAUAGACAUUGAUGUCGAUGAUUUCUUAGCACAGAAAGCAGCCCAGGAAGGCGAUGAGGAUGAGUUUAUUUCCGACAGCGAUCAUGCACCCGUUCCGACUGCGCCGAGCCCUCACGCUUCAGCAAUCAAAGCUCAAGGAAUGGUCGUCUUCUUUCCUGGAAUACCUGGCUGUGCCAAAUCUUGUCUCUGUAAAGAAAUUAUAAAUUCUUGGUCUGGAUUUGUAAUGCACAACCUGAUGGGUGAUGUGAUAAAGGGAAAGUACUGGCAGAAGCUUAAUAAUGAUAGGACUAAGAAUCCUCGCAGAAUCACCUUUGCUGAUAAGAAUGCACCGAACAAGGAGGUGUGGCAAACGAUCCAGAAGAUAUGUAAGACCACCACUGCGAUUGGUGUACCUGUCGUACCGGAAUCAGAGGGCACAGGGCUCAAUCCAUAUUCGCUGGAUAUAUUGGCAGUAUUUAUAUAUAGAGUCCUUCUGCGGAGCAACCACCCCGGGAGGUUGGACAAAAGUACACCGAAUCCUGGAUACGUGUUGCUGAUGUUUUACAAUCUAUAUGAUGGCAUGGAUCGCGAGGAGUUUGAAGAGGAGCUGAUACGUCGAUUUGGUCAUAUUGUGAAAAUGCCUGUGCUGAAACACAACAGGACACCUAUGCCUUCAGAUGUUUUGAAAAUUAUUGAAGAAGGUCUAGAUCUCUAUAGGCGUCACACGGAUAAGUAUGGAAGGUUGGAAAGUCUUAAUGGCUCUUUUAAAGAUGAAUGGGUGCAAUGGGAGAAGCGGUUGAAUGAAAUAUUGUUUGCACACAAGGAACACCUUCUUGAAAUUCAGGUACCAUUUCAAGAAGUAGUCGAAAAUGUGCAAAAGCAACUGACGGCUAUCACUAGUGGAGAUUUUAUUAUGCAUGUUCCUGUUGACAAAGAGGAGGAUCGGUCGUUCCGCACUCUUAGAUUUGUUGCUGUUACUUUGAACACCGAUGAGGUUUUGGAGGUUCUCCUUCAGGCAUCAGUAGAAAACCCUGAAGUGAAAGCUCUGUUGUCAACAAAAAACUUGAAAGAGUCCUUAGGGAAAGCUCAUGUCACUUUGGCACAUAAAGCUUCUCAUGGAGGGGCUGCCUUGGCAUCUCUUGCUCCCUUACGCGGGUCUGAAACUCAAGUGCAGCUUGUGGCUCUCCUCUAUUCCAAUGAGCUAGUUGCUUUGGAAGUUAGUUUAACAACUGAGAAGAAUACGUCGCUUUCAAUGAACGAGUGGCCCCAUUUAACGGUAUGGACUGCUCCUGGGAUCAAAGCCAAGGAGGCGAACAAUUUGCCACAGAUGGUGAAAACAGGGAAAGCUAGUCGCCUGGAUUUGAAACCAGUCACUUUAUCUGGGCAAAUCAACUUCUACUGAGAAACUUGGGUAUUAUGUAAAUGGUGUACUUUGAUGGUUCAUUGUGUUAAUUUGCGAAGGAUGAUAUCAGGCUCAGACUCGAUAUAGUUAUGAAAAUGUAUGACGUUCAUAUGUAUGAUACCACAAGUAUCCCACAUGCAAUAUUAUUUAGUUGUUUUUGUCAAAUUUAUAUUCGCAGUCAUAAUAAAAUAACUACAAGAUUAUAUCUA
Physcomitrium patens is the source of this 4198-nucleotide messenger RNA. Its product is annotated as tRNA ligase 1. Gene Ontology annotation, biological process: tRNA splicing, via endonucleolytic cleavage and ligation. NCBI's taxonomy places the organism in Eukaryota, Viridiplantae, Streptophyta, Bryopsida, Funariales, Funariaceae. Gene Ontology annotation, molecular function: RNA ligase (ATP) activity; ATP binding. The record is from RefSeq and is a predicted model, not a curated record.